AAACAGGGGACUAGGUCCUGUCUCGAUCCGCCAUGUUAGAUUCGCCCCGCAGGGAUAGCAGCAGAACUGGCAGCGAACGGUCCUUGCACUGGCCUCAGGCAGGCGCCCCCCGGGGGCGGGAAGCUGCCCCAGAGCAUGGAACUACAAGUUACUCUAAAUGUGACUUUUAAAAAUGAAACUCAAAGCUUUUUGGUUUCGGAUCCAGAAAAUACGACUUGGGCUGACGUUGAGGCUAUGGUAAAGGUUUCGUUUGAUCUGAACACUAUUCAAAUAAAAUACUUGGAUGAGGAAAAUGAAGAGGUAUCCCUCAACAGUCAAGGAGAAUAUGAAGAAGCACUUAAGAUGGCAGUUAAGCAGGGAAACCAACUGCAGAUGCAAGUCUAUGAAGGGCACCAUAUUGCUGAUGAAGCCCCACCUCCAGUUGUAGCAGAAAAACGGGCAGCUGCCAGGCCAGGGAAGAAGCCACUUGCACAUUAUUCUUCACUAGUGAGAGUCUUGGGAUCAGAGAUGAAGACUCCAGAGGAGCCAACUGCACAGUCAUUUCCACCUGUUCCUUGUGACAGAAACCAGCCUCAAGACAAGCCACCAGACUGGUUCACAAGCUACCUGGAGACAUUCAGAGAGCAAGUGGUUAAAGAAACAGUUGAGAAGCUUGAACAGAAGUUACAUGAGAAGCUUGUCCUCCAAAACCCACCAUUGGGUUCCUGUGCCUCCGAAGGCUCAAUGCCUGUUUCAGAGGAAACACUGUUUUUUGCAGAAAAUCAGUUCAGCUGGUAUAUUGCUUGCAGCAACUGCCAAAGAAGAAUUGUUGGUGUGCGCUACCAAUGUAGUCUGUGCCCAUCCUACAACAUUUGUGAAGAUUGUGAGGCAGGACCAUAUGCCCAUGACACCAACCAUGUCCUGAUGAAGUUGCGGAAGCCCAUUAUGAGUUCUUCUGAACCAUUUUCUCAUUCAAAGUACUCUACUACUCGUCUCCCUGCUGCUCUGGAACAAGUCAGGCUCCAGAAACAAGUUGAUAAAAACUUUCUUAAAGCAGAAAAGCAAAGGUUACGAGCGGAGAAGAAACAGCGAAAAGCUGAAGUCAAGGAACUUAAAAAGCAGCUAAAACUCCACAGGAAGAUUCAUCUGUGGAAUUCAAUUCAUGGGCUCCAAAGCCCCAAGUCCCCUUUGGGCCGACCUGAGAGCCUGUUGCAGUCCAAUACCCUGAUGCUCCCUUUGCAGCCCUGUGCCCCAGUUAUGCCAACGCUUAGUGCAGCAUUUGUAGAUGAGAACUUGCCUGAUGGGACUCACCUUCAACCAGGAACUAAGUUUAUCAAACACUGGAGAAUGAAGAAUACAGGAAAUAUAAAGUGGAGUGCUGACACCAAGCUCAAAUUCAUGUGGGGAAACUUGACUUUGGCAUCUACAGAAAAGAAGGAUGUUUUGGUUCCCAGUUUGAAGGCUGGCCAUGUGGGCAUUGUGUCUGUGGAGUUCAUCGCCCCAACCUUAGAGGGAACAUACACUUCCCAUUGGCGUCUUUCUCAUAAAGGCCAACAGUUUGGGCCUCGGGUCUGGUGCAGUAUCAUAGUAGAUCCUUUUCCUUCCUCGGGGAACCCUGAUAACAUUGAAAGGGGCAUGAUUAGCUCAAGCAAAGUUGGUGAUGUCACCUGCCAGCAAGAGGAAGCUUUUCUUGUAGACAAAGAAGAAAGUGAAGUGAUGCAGCAGACAGAAGGAAUAGGAACCAGCAUCCCACCGAAGACAAAGAGUGUUGCCAGUGAGAGAGAGCUCUACAUCCCAUCCGUAGACCUCCUGACUGCCCAGGACCUGCUUUCCUUCGAAUUGUUAGAUAUAAACAUUGUCCAAGAGUUGGAAAGAGUGCCCCAUAACACCCCUGUGGAUAUGACUCCCUGCAUGUCUCCUCUGCCACAUGACAGUCCUUUAAUAGAGAAGCCAGGCUUGGGGCAGAUACAGGAAGAGAGUGAAGGGGCGGGAUUUAAAGCACUUCCUGAUUCUACAGUAUCUGCAAAGAAGGUUGAGAAUACUGCUUCUGUGGAGGAAGCAGAAGAAGAUCUUAGCGGGACCCAGUUUGUUUGUGAGACUGUAAUCCGAUCCCUUACCUUGGAUGCCGCCCCAGACCACAACCCACCUUGCAGACAGAAGUCCCCCCUGAGAGAAUUGAACCAGCAUUCCACAGAGGAACAGCAGACAGUUAUGCCUGGAUUCUGCAGAAAGGAAUCUUCCUUGAAAUUUGCCUUGCCUAAAGAGGGACCACUUGGAGAUGAGAGAGAAGAGAUUGUCCAUAUUGCUGAGGAAGAAAUCGUGGAGGAGGAAGAAGAGGAAUUCAAAGAUGAAGUUCAGAGUCAGACCUCUUCGUCCUCAGAAGAUUACAUCAUCAUCUUGCCUGAGUGCUUCGAUACCAGCCGUCCCCUAGGGGAUUCCAUGUACAGCUCUGCACUCUCGCAGCCAGGCCUUGAACGAGGGGCUGAAGGCGAGCCUGGAGUUGAGGCUGGUCAGGAACCAGCUGAGGCUGGGGAGAGACUCCCUGAAGGGGAGAGCCAGCCACAAGAGCAGAAUAUCAGUGACAUCCUCACGACCUCACAGACUCUGGAAACUGUGCCCCUAAUCCCAGAGGUGGUGGGGCAUCCACCACUGCUGCCCAGGAGCCCUCCUUGUGUACAACAUGAUUCCCUGGGAGUGGAUUUACCAGUUACCAUACCAGAAGUUUCUUCAGUCCCUGAUCAGAUCAGAGGAGAGCCCAGAGGCUCAUCAGGACUUGUAAACAGCAGACAGAAGAGCUAUGAUCACUCAAGACACCACCACGGGAGCAUUGCUGGAGGACUGGUGAAGGGGGCCUUGUCUGUCGCUGCCUCUGCAUACAAGGCCCUAUUUUCUGGGCCACCAGUCACUGCACAGCCAAUAGUUUCUGAAGAUCAGACAGCAGCUCUGAUGGCCCAUCUCUUUGAAAUGGGAUUCUGUGACAGGCAGCUGAAUCUAAGGCUUCUGAAGAAACACAAUUACAACAUCCUGCAAGUUGUGACAGAACUCCUUCAGGUCAACAAUAAUGACUGGUACAGCCAACGCUACUGAGGAGUGACCUUGUAUUAAAUAACUGCCUGCUGCUUAGAGAUGAUUUUUACUUGUCAUUGGGGGAAGAGGUAGAGACCCUUGAUUAUUUUUUAAUCUGAUGAAUCUAUAUAGAGCCCAUCAUUGAAUUGUCAAGACAAUACCUGUUGUAGUAUUUUUUGGAGCAAAUCAAAGACCACAGCUUAAAUUUUCACUUUAGGGAUUGGAUGAGUAGUAGGAAGACAGUUUUUCAAUUGAUUUGGAUAAAAAUCCUUUCUCAGUGCAUUGAUGUAACGUUGACUUCCUAUAGGACCAUUUUUUUUUUCUGCUUGAGUAUUUUUUGUUGGUUCGUGUGGAUAUUUUUAAUGGGAUAUCUGUUAAAUGUCAGACUUUUUUUUUAAA
Messenger RNA from Perognathus longimembris pacificus (Pacific pocket mouse), 3444 nucleotides. RefSeq names its product NBR1 autophagy cargo receptor (gene Nbr1). Gene Ontology annotation, cellular component: phagophore assembly site. Lineage: Eukaryota; Metazoa; Chordata; Mammalia; Rodentia; Heteromyidae. The transcript is spliced from 22 exons. The coding region runs from base 136 to 3066 and encodes 976 amino acids. Gene Ontology annotation, biological process: macroautophagy. Gene Ontology annotation, molecular function: ubiquitin binding; zinc ion binding. The record is from RefSeq and is a predicted model, not a curated record.